Messenger RNA from Alnus glutinosa, 1285 nucleotides. RefSeq names its product RNA-binding protein L. The transcript is spliced from 10 exons. The record is from RefSeq and is a predicted model, not a curated record. NCBI's taxonomy places the organism in Eukaryota, Viridiplantae, Streptophyta, Magnoliopsida, Fagales, Betulaceae. The coding region runs from base 45 to 1085 and encodes 346 amino acids. Gene Ontology annotation, molecular function: mRNA binding.
UUUCUCACUUUGUCUAGGGCUCGAUUAGCUCUUCCAAUUCCAAAAUGGACGAGAUGGCUGCCUACUACCCAGCACCCCACUACCCCUACUACCAACCGCCGCCGCCAGCUCCUCCGCCUCAGCUCGGCGUGCCUCCGCCACAUCAUCCUACGGAGGCGGCGCCACCGCUACACCACCACCACCUGCCUCAGCCAUACCUACCACACCCGCAGCCCCCGUUCGGUUCCUACGCGCCUCCUCUGGUCUUUCAGGGUCUGCAAGACGAAGUCCGAACCCUAUUUGUCGCCGGCCUCCCUGAGGACGUGAAGGCCCGCGAAAUCUACAAUAUGUUCCGGGAGUUCCCGGGUUACGAGUCUUCCCAUCUUCGGACCCCAACCCAAACGUCUCAGCCAUUCGCAUUUGCUGUAUUCUCUGAUCAGCAGUCUGCAAUCGUGGCUUUGCAUGCACUGAAUGGGAUGGUGUUUGAUCUUGAGAAGGGGUCAACCCUAUAUAUUGAUCUAGCAAAAUCUAAUUCUAGAUCCAAGCGCACAAGAGCAGAUGACGAAAGAUUUGGCUCAGAUAAAAAAGCUAGAGGAUCUACGUUUUCAAGGGUCACUCCUGAUUCUGCAGGUCUUGGCAGCAUUCACAUGCCUGGAAUGGGUAAUUCUGCUUACAACACGAUUGGUUAUCCAUCUGCACAAAGGUCAUCUGCACUGCUUAAGCACAACUUUAUUAUGUUGAAUCCUGGAAAUUUUGAUGGCAGAGCUAUAAAUGAGACAGCAGCUGCAAAUUUGAAUAAUCCUUCUGCGCCUAAUGUUCCACAAAAUGUUACCCCAUGUCCAACACUUUUUGUGGCUAAUUUGGGGCCAACUUGUACAGAGCAAGAGCUAAUUCAAGUAUUUUCAAGAUGUCCAGGGUAUCUAAAAUUGAAGAUGCAGAACACAUAUGGGGCUCCUGUUGCCUUUGUUGAUUUUCAGGAUACCGCCUGUUCCACUGGAGCUUUGAAUCAUCUCCAAGGCACACUUCUGUACUCAUCAGUAGCAGGCGAGGGCAUGCGGUUACAGUUUGCGAAAUCACGGAUGGGAAUGCGGAAGAAGUCGAAGUAAACUACCCGAUUACAAGGAGAUACACAUAUGAUGACCAUUUGGUUGUGUUAAUUGUCUUCACUGUAUGCACAUCUUGUUAUAGCAUUUUGAACCCGAAUACGGGUUGUCUGAAUCAGUGUAGCUGUUGAUCAGAUUUUUAUUCUUCGUUCAAUCCUUUAUGCCUUUUGGGUAAUGGAUGGAUAAAAUGCAUUCCAAUGAAA